AUGUGGAGACCUCUGAGUCAAAAGUGCAAGAUGACCAGGCCACAGUCAGGAGGAUGCCCCGAGCGCAAGAUGGGCCAAGGCUCAGGCAGUGAUCCCAGCUGUAGCUCUGUGAUGACCCGCUUCCAGAGCAAGAUGCAACUGAUCCCCAAGGAGCAGGAGGAAGGGGCAGACAGACCAGGCAUCAUCCCUAAUGAGUGCACCAAGGCUGGUGGCUCUUCCAUGGUCAGAGCAAGUCAGCCGCCCGCUUGUCCUGAGUCAGGUUUCACUUCACCCCUCUCUGCCCUGCCCCUCCCUGCAUCCUUUUUACUUCUCUUGACCUGGACCAUCGCCUCCUGCCUGAAUGCUCCUAUCAGGCCAGCUGAUAGGGGUGGUGCUUCUCUCAGGUCCUUGAUAUGA
This is a messenger RNA of Rangifer tarandus platyrhynchus (Svalbard reindeer), 396 nucleotides long. The record is from the annotation of a GenBank genome assembly. Lineage: Eukaryota; Metazoa; Chordata; Mammalia; Artiodactyla; Cervidae.